CCCCUCCCGCUUACCGUCUUCGCAGCCAUGGCGGCCGCCGCGCUCCCAGCAUGGCUGGUCCUGCAGCCGCGGGCCAGGACCCUUCGUGCCUUUUCCACAGCGGUGUCUCCGGCCACUCGCGCUCCGAGACCAAACCGGCCUACAACAGAAAGAACAUCCAAAUAUGAAAGGCCACUGAGACGAAAGGCACUACCUCCUAGGACGGAGAAGAUGGCUGUCGACCAGGACUGGCCUAGUGUGUACCCUGUUGCAGCGCCAUUUAAACCCUCAGCAGUGCCUCUUCCUGUUCGGAUGGGUUAUCCAGUGAAAAGGGGGGUGCCCAUGGCUAAGGAGGGAAAUCUAGAACUUUUAAAGAUUCCCAAUUUUCUGCAUUUGACUCCAGUAGCAAUUAAAAAGCACUGUGAAGCUCUUAAAGAUUUUUGCACUGAGUGGCCAGCUGCAUUAGACAGUGAUGAAAAAUGUGAGAAGCAUUUUCCAAUUGAAAUUGACACAGCUGAUUACGUUUCAGCAGGACCAUCUAUUCGAAACCCCAAAGCGCGAGUCGUGACCUUAAGGGUUAAACUUUCUAGUUUGAACUUAGAUGAUCAUGCAAAGAAGAAACUUAUUAAACUUGUAGGAGAUCGAUACUGCAAGAGCACAGAUGUUCUUACCAUCAAGACAGACAGGUGCCCUUUAAAGAGACAGAAUUAUGAUUAUGCAAUGUAUCUACUAACAGUUUUAUACCAUGAGUCUUGGAAAACUGAAGAAUGGGAGAAAAUGAAGACUGAAGCAGACAUGGAAGAGUAUGUAUGGAAAAACAGCUCCUCAGAAAAAAACAUCCUGGAGACCCUUCUGCAAAUUCAAGCUGCUGAGAAAAAUCUGGAAUUAAGUAAAGAAGAGCUCCUUGGUACUAAAGAAGUUGAAGAUUACCGAAAGUCUGUUGUUAGUCUUAAGAAUGAAGGGGACAAUGAAAAUACCCUUUCUCAGUACAAAGAAUCAGUGAAGAGACUGUUAAAUUUGACGUGAAUUAUAUAGAAAAAUUGCCUUGAUUUAUUAAUUUUAUGACAUAUAUGUAAUCAUUAUCUAGUUUGAUAUAAAGUUAACAUGUUAAAAAAACAUUGUUUUAUUACAUCAGAGUUAAAAUUAUUCCUUUCGUCCUAAUGUACAACAGCAGUGAUUAUUCAGAAGUUUUCUUACUUACAUACCAGGGCAGUCAGAGUAAUUUGAUCUCUGUGGUUUCUUCUGGUUCUAAAGCGUUGGAUUUUAUUUCUACCAUAACAACUUUAGUAUUCAUGUAUAACAGUUUUUGUCACCUGCUCCAUUUCUUUCCCUGCAAGUUAGUACUUAUUGGUUGCUCUUGAAGAAUGAUUUUGGUUAUUUGGGAAGGUAGACCCAGAACCCAAUCCUCUGACUGAACUUUAGUGUUUUGUCUACAUAACUGCUCUUUGCCUGGUGAGUUUUUUGCAGAUGUUGAUUCUGAUUAGAAACAGGUCCUUGGCAGUAUUUUCUAACCUAAAAGUUUGUUUCAUCUCUCUAUUUUGGGGUCACUUUAUGUUGAUUCAGUUCUGGUUAGUAUUCUGCUUUCCAUUUUCUUUGGCUCACUUCUGCAAGCCCAAACUUGCAGAAAAUUGGACAUGGAGAUUAACUGGUACUCAUCUCUCUGGAUGCCCCGGCUAGAACUUCCACAGCUCAGGAAAGAGAUGAGGUAUGAGCACCUUGGAUUUAUUUGGAGUAAGUGACAAAAUGAUAACUGCCCUAAGAAACAUUUCAUUCAGUUUAGCUACCAGUUCAGUACUUUUAAGUAUAUCUGUAAGUAAUUUCUUAACUGCUUUUAAAGUUGUCAAGUGAUUAAAACUGAAAUAAAGGAAUUAUGGAGG
This is a messenger RNA of Hippopotamus amphibius kiboko, 1856 nucleotides long. It is a transcript of the gene MRPS35, whose product is annotated as mitochondrial ribosomal protein S35. The transcript has 8 exons. Lineage: Eukaryota; Metazoa; Chordata; Mammalia; Artiodactyla; Hippopotamidae. Gene Ontology annotation, biological process: mitochondrial translation. The record is from RefSeq and is a predicted model, not a curated record. Gene Ontology annotation, cellular component: mitochondrial small ribosomal subunit. The coding region runs from base 28 to 1005 and encodes 325 amino acids. Gene Ontology annotation, molecular function: structural constituent of ribosome.